Sabethes cyaneus is the source of this 2532-nucleotide messenger RNA. It is a transcript of the gene Lgr1, whose product is annotated as lutropin-choriogonadotropic hormone receptor. The record is from RefSeq and is a predicted model, not a curated record. Gene Ontology annotation, biological process: G protein-coupled receptor signaling pathway. The transcript has 14 exons. Lineage: Eukaryota; Metazoa; Arthropoda; Insecta; Diptera; Culicidae. Gene Ontology annotation, cellular component: membrane. Gene Ontology annotation, molecular function: protein-hormone receptor activity; G protein-coupled receptor activity; protein binding. Bases 1 to 2532 code for a protein of 843 amino acids.
AUGACGGCUGUUGACUCAUAUCCAGCGGCUAUGCAUUCUGAAAUAUUCUCGGAAAGCAAUCAUACCUUGCUGCUGGAAACCAACAGCACUACACAGGCUGAGGCAAAGAAAGGUAGCUGUAGGUGCUGGAAUUCAACCGAUGACUUCUUAGAAGAGAUACACUGUAAAUGCGAGGGUUCGUCUAUAGUAAGGAUUCCUCAGAAGCUAACAACGAUGCAGAAACUCAUCUUGGAAAACAUCGGCAUUAAGCGGCUACGCGAGAAUGCUCUUGUAGUGUAUGCAGAUGAGUUACGAGACUUAUUUCUUAUGUACCUAAAAGAUUUUCAUCAUAUCGAAGCGAGAGCCUUUUCUAAACUGAAAAAUUUACGGACAAUUUAUAUAGCCCAUGCGCCGAGAUUAGAGUUUCUCGAACCCAACGUAUUCGAAGGGAUAUCCACCAAGCUUAAAACAUUACGCAUCAUCCACUGUGGGCUGCUGGCGGUACCGGAUAUGCGAAUGCUUUCAGACCGCAUCAUUCUCCACAUGGUAGAUUUAGAUAGUAACCAAAUCCGGCAGAUACCUGAGAGAGCCAUACGUAUAAAGACUGAUGAAUUAAUACUAGAUAAUAAUGAAAUUUCGCACAUUCAUGGUUACGCAUUCAACGGUUCGGAAAUGGCCAAACUGAGCCUCAAACUCAACUUUAAAUUAAAGCAUAUUCAUCGGCGGGCUUUUGCUGGAAUUCAAAACAUCAGAGAACUUGACCUUUCCAGCACGGCAAUUGAAGCGAUGCCAUCCGAUGGGCUGAACGAUCUGGAGACGCUUCGAAUACAAAACACCCACUCACUCAAAACAAUCCCUUCCGUUUACAACUUUAAGAACUUGCAAACCGCCUACCUGACACAUUCAUUUCACUGCUGUGCGUUCAAGUUUCCCGCUCGUCACGACCCAACGGGACAUGAAGAGGAUCUGCGGCGAUUUCACGACGGGCAGAAGGAGUGCAUUGCAAAGGGAUUUGCAAUACCAAGUGUACAUACGGUACGAACAGCAGAUCAGAUGUCCGACCAGGACGCUCCCCGGCGCAGAAAACGUCAUGCUUCGUUAAGUGUACAAGGUUUCGGUCGGAUGCGUGUGUUAGCACAGCAUCUCUCUGACGAUGGUGGAUUAGAAGGAUCCGCCGUAAUGAGUUCUCUAGGAAAUGAUGUAGUUGGAGGGGAAAGUUUCUUUCAACCGAUUACAGGUUUUCCAAUUGACGAUAAUGUUCUUCGGGACGACAUUUCAGACUCGUAUUCCGAAGAACCUUUUCCAGGUGAAUUUCAUCAGGCCAUACAACCAUCCUCAAUGGAGGCACUUUGCGGGAAUUUAACACCAACAACGUUUGAUGUGAAAUGCUUUCCCAUGCCAGACGCGUUGAAUCCGUGUGAGGACGUAAUGGGCUCACAUUGGUUGCGUGGCUCCGUAUGGGUGGUAGUGCUAUUGGCUGUAUUCGGGAAUGUUGCGGUGCUUGUGGUGUUGUUUUCAAACAGAUCUGACAUGACGGUACCACGAUUUUUGAUUUGCCACCUGGCAUUUGCAGAUUUAUGUAUGGGAUUAUAUUUACUGCUCAUUGCUUCGAUUGAUGCUCAUUCUAUGGGGGAGUAUUUCAACUUUGCGUUUGAUUGGCAGUACGGAUCUGGUUGUAAAGUUGCGGGCUUUCUAACGGUAUUCGCUAGUCAUCUUUCAAUUUUUACUCUUACCAUCGUGACGCUCGAACGCUGGUUUGCUAUAACUCACGCAAUCUAUUUGAAUCAUCGAAUUAAACUUUCGGCUGCGACCUACAUCAUGAUAUCGGGAUGGAUAUACUCCAUCGUGAUAGCCGCGCUGCCUUUGUUUGGCAUAAGUAAUUACUCUUCGACUAGCAUCUGUUUACCUAUGGAAGCACGGGAUAAUUGGGAUAUUGCCUAUCUGUUGACAGUACUAUGUCUCAAUAAUCUAGCGUUCAUAAUUAUAGUGAUUUGUUAUGCCCAAAUAUAUUUCUCGCUGGGGAAAGAAACUAGACAUGCUGCCCGAACAGCACAUCACGGUGAAAUGACAGUAGCGAAAAAAAUGGCCUUGCUAGUGUUUACGAAUUUUGCAUGCUGGGCUCCAAUAGCUUUUUUCGGACUGACUGCCAUUGCGGGGUAUCCGUUGAUAGAUGUAACAAAAUCGAAAAUUUUACUAGUAUUCUUUUACCCACUGAACUCUUGUGCCAAUCCAUAUUUAUACGCUAUAAUGACCACGCAAUAUAGGAAGGAUCUCUAUAUGCUUUUAUCCAACUAUGGACUAUGCACUCAGCGAGCUCAGCAGUACAAAAUGACUUAUUCGUUGCCGACUAACACGAUACAAAUUAUUCCCGCGAGGGGUUCAAUCACCACAACCACUAUAAAUUCUAACGCAUUCGGUACAAUCAUUAGUAACACUGCAACAGAAGUGAAUGGAGCUAACAAACCAAUGACAAUCAACAAUUCAACCAACAAUGGGAACGGUCAAACCAACAUCGUGGAAGCGGUUGAGGAAGAAAAUGAAACUUUUCUGUGA